Zea mays is the source of this 1118-nucleotide messenger RNA. RefSeq names its product abscisic acid receptor PYL4-like. NCBI's taxonomy places the organism in Eukaryota, Viridiplantae, Streptophyta, Magnoliopsida, Poales, Poaceae. The transcript has a single exon. The record is from RefSeq and is marked validated. Gene Ontology annotation, molecular function: protein phosphatase inhibitor activity; abscisic acid binding; signaling receptor activity. Bases 78 to 740 code for a protein of 220 amino acids. Gene Ontology annotation, biological process: abscisic acid-activated signaling pathway. Gene Ontology annotation, cellular component: cytoplasm; nucleus.
GAAAUUCCAGCGCACACGAGAUCAGGAGACGAAAUCGGAGCAGGAGGACAAGGACAAGCAGGCAGCUAGCCGCAAAGAUGCCGUGCAUCCAGGCGUCCAGCCCCGGCGGCAUGCCGCACCAGCACGGCCGCGGGCGGGUCCUCGGCGGCGGCGUCGGGUGCGCGGCGGAGGUGGCCGCGGCCGUCGCGGCGAGCGCGGGGGGGAUGCGGUGCGGGGCGCACGACGGCGAGGUGCCGGCGGAGGCAGCGCGGCACCACGAGCACGCGGCGGCGGGGCCCGGGCGGUGCUGCUCCGCGGUGGUGCAGCACGUGGCGGCGCCGGCGGCGGCGGUGUGGUCCGUGGUGCGGCGGUUCGACCAGCCGCAGGUGUACAAGCGGUUCGUGCGCAGCUGCGCGCUGCUGGCGGGCGACGGCGGCGUGGGCACCCUCCGCGAGGUGCGCGUGGUGUCGGGGCUCCCCGCGGCGUCCAGCCGCGAGCGCCUGGAGGUCCUGGACGACGAGAGCCACGUGCUCAGCUUCCGCGUCGUGGGCGGCGAGCACCGGCUCCGGAACUACCUCUCGGUCACCACCGUCCACCCGUCCCCGGCCGCGCCCGACGCCGCCACCGUGGUCGUGGAGUCGUACGUGGUGGACGUGCCGCCGGGCAACACCCCCGAGGACACCCGCGUGUUCGUCGACACCAUCGUCAAGUGCAACCUCCAGUCGCUGGCCACGACCGCCGAGAAGCUCGCGGCCGUGUAGGCGUGGACGGAGGAGGGGACUCCAUCUCCGUUGGGUGAUCGAUGGUUUUCUUUUUUUUUCCGGGGAGGAAGGACCGGAUCGGAGGGAGGAGGGAUGCGUGUUUGUACGGCGCGUGACCUUCUGUCUCUCUCUCUCUCUCCUUCUUCUUUGGCCUUUUCACAUUAGUGUCCCCCUUGGUUUUCGUUAUUAUUCUUUUUUCUCGUUGUUGCGAGAGACACACAGCACAGCAAGCCCUCCCUAGCUACUCUCGCUUGUGCAGAGAUUCGAGAGACGAUCAACAAGAUGACAAGUAAAUCUGUAGAGAUCUAAGUUCUGGCGCACGAUCGAUUCCUCUGGAUGUAUAUAUGUUUGAUGGUAACAGAGAUAUGGUUUGUGGAG